AAGAAUAAAAUAGUUGUAUUUAUUAUCCAAGUUUUGAAACAAAUUAAAUACAAGAAAUUAUAUUGUAAUUGACGACACCCAUACAAUGUAUAUUGUUCACUGAUGAAUAAAGAGAAUGAUUCAUUGAUUGGUUAAUAAUUAUAUCAUAAACAUGUAGAACAUAAUGAUUAACAAUGAUGUGCAAAAAGACAACGGGAGGACGAUGGUAACACUCAUCCUGUCAUAUCAAAGUUCUGUAACUCGUGUAACAAACAGUACAUUCAACUUGUUGAGACAGGCAACUGACUUUAGCACCCAUUUUCGAUCUCCACUUUAUAUUUUCUGUUGUUUGAAGCUCCAAUAAAAACCGUAUUUCCGUCUAUGAUCACUGGCUUUUUGUGCGGAUUGGACUAUUCAAGAAGCGCGAAAAAAAAAAACGAAAACAACAAAAGCCUUUUUAUUCUUUUAUCAGAUAUCUACUAUUGCAAGAAUCAUUCUUGGAUUAAUGAACAUUGCUGUCCCAUGCUCUUAACUUCUACUCUCCGUUGAUUAGCAUUACAUGCACCACCUUGUACGAGUCAUCGUUCAGCUUUUUGUGUUAUCCUUUCGUACAUAUGUCCUAAGUUACAUAUUUUGAUAGUUUACUGUCGAGCUCGUAAGACCCAGAAAAGCGCCACAUUCGAGACAAAUGAAUCGUAGAAUGGACUUCUACGUUACUACACUUUUGAGGCAAUCUUCUACUGGCAUUGACGGCCGAAGACCCAGCUAUAAUACUUCCAUUUUUAACAUAAACGAGCUAUGUAUCUAGCGUUCAUCGUAGUUAUGAUGACUGUAUUCUGACCAUUUUAUCCAUAAAUUCACAUACGCGAUUAGCAAUAAACACCAGCGGUGACCCCCAACACUCCGAUUAUAGCUAAAUUAAGCAAAGAGAUUGAAUACUGUCAUUUCUGUUGUUCAGCAGAGGCGGUAUGAAACAUAUCACUUCGGUCUGUGCAAUCUCUCUGAUUCGUGCUUGCCUGCCUGCUUGGAGAAAAUAGACAAUGGCGACAAGCAAGUGGCGUGUGUUUGGCUGUGGCAAAGUUUAAAUAAUCCUUUAUGUCUGUUGCAUCUUUGCGUUUUUACUUUCCUGUUGGCUCUAUCAUCUCACAACGAUAUCAAGGGACGCUAUCACGGUUGAAACGAAUGCAAGUUCUGUAUAAGAACUUGUGAAGAGUAAAGGUAUUUGUGUCCAAGCUACAGGCCCGCACCCGAAAAGUGACAAAUGCAACUGAUUGAGGCACAGUGUUGGAACUAAAAUGUUAAAGUAAGUCGAUCUUACUUAUGUUGCCAUUGUAUUAUAGACAAUAUGCCCCGUGUUGAAAGUGUUGAUGCAGUUUCAUGUUUGCGUCAAGUUCGUGCAAGACAGAUUGAAAGGAUAACGUUUAUUUAUAAUUUGAGAACAGACAGAGGAGGUUAAGGAAUAUCAGAGGGAUGGUAAAGUGAAGGGACAUGAGCCAUAACAUUGCAGGGAUGGCGCCCUUUGUGAGCAUGCCAAGGGGGAGGAACCACAUGUAUUUCCAGGGCCCUGGGGGAGAGCCGCAACACAUUCAGCGAGGACCCUGUUUUCAUGAUGAAAGGAAUGAUAAACAUCUGCCGAAUGCAUGUGGAAUGCCACUUGGAGGACUUGGACCAGAAUUCAAACCACCUGUGGUGGGAACUGUCCCUGAUCCUCCACCUCCGAAAAAGAAGCGGCGAUCAUCAAACGCGAACACCACCCCUGUUGUACAGGCGCCUCCUCCAAUGCAAGAUCUCCUUCCACCACCUCUUACUGGUUAUGGUGAUACCAUUGUGGCGUCCAAUCCUUUCGAUGACACUCCACCCCAGAUGUCGUCGAUGAGCAUGAGUCACAGCCAUCACGUCCACAUGAAUCAUCACCACCACCACCAUCACAUGGGUGGUCCUCCUAUGGGAGGCAUGAGUCCCAUGGGCAACAUGGGUGGGCCACCUAUGGGCAGCAGUAGUCACAUGAGUGGCCCACCGAUGAACAACAUGGGCAGCCACACCAUGGGAGGACCCAUCAGCAGUGGCCAGAUGGGAGGUCCACCCAUGAGCAGUGGUCCUCCGAUGGGCAGUCCUAUGAACAGCUGUCCUCCUAUGGGAAGCCCCCUGAACAGCGGAACUAUGGGUGGUCCCAUGAGUACGAGUGGUCCUAUUGGUAGUCCAAUGAACAACAUGGGUAGCACAAUGAUGAGUGGAAGUUCAAUGGGCAGUCCAAUGGGUGGCCCAAUGGGAAGCCCAAUGAGUGGUAUGGGUGGUCCUACAAUGAACAGUAGUCAUAUGAAUAAUGGUCCAAUGGGUGGACCAUUGAACAGCAGUCACUUAGGAGGUCCUUCCAUGAACAACAUGGGUGGUCCGAUAGGUGGUCCACCAAUGAACAGUAGUCCGUUAAGUGGUCCUCCAAUGAACAGUAGUCCGAUGGGUGGCCCAGCAAUGAGCAAUAGUCCUAUGGGGGGACCUCCAAUGAACAAUGGACCAAUGGGUGGCCCAUCUAUGAACAGUUUGUGUGGUCCGCCAAUGAACAGUGGUCAUAUGGGAGGUGGCAUGAACGUCACACCGAUGAACAACAUGGGCUCAAUGAGUCCUAUGAAUCAUCACCAUUCUCCGCACCCUCAUCCUAUGGGAAACAUGGGACCUAUGGGUGCUAUGAGUGGUAACAUGGCUCCUAACAUGCAUCCCAUGGGGAUGCAUGGACCAUCACAUCCACCGCAUGGCUUCCCUGGACCUGGUAUGGGGCCAAAGCCAAUGCCAGUCUCAGCGGGAAAAGUAUAUCCUCCAGAUCAGCCAAUGGUGUUCAAUCCCCAGAAUCCCAAUGCACCUCCUAUUUAUCCCUGUGGAACAUGCCACAAGGAAGUCCAUGACAACGACCAAGCAAUUUUGUGUGAAUCGGGUUGUAACUUCUGGUUUCAUAGGGUUUGCACAGGUUUGACUGAAACUGCCUACCAACUCCUGACAGCAGAAGUUUAUGCUGAGUGGGUUUGUGACAAGUGCUUAACUUCCAAAAACAUACCACUAGUGAAAUUCAAACCGUAACAGACAUCAGCAACAAUUUGAGUUUCCUGCCUGCAAAUGCUAUUUGCCACCUAGGUUCUUUUUUGUUUUAAAAAAAGUUUGAAUGAGAGUGUGCAUUGUGCUCUGUAUGGUUGAAAAACUAUUGAAGACACAAAAGUAAUUGUAAUCCAUUCAUUCUUUCCCUUUAUGUCUGUGACUUUUGAAUAUAUUUUCCUGUUAAUACUUAACAAACAGCGCUUUUGACAAGUGUGUUGUUUUUAUUUCUUAGCUUUUAGGCAGCUAACAAGUUUUUUACUAAGUGAAAACACAAUCAAAUUGGUGACUAUUUGUAUGUAUAAUGAAAUUGUGUUCACAUUACAUUACAUUUUGUUUUGCAGAAUUGGUAAAAAUACUUGACUGUUUUUGAUAUAUAUAUUUUGAGAUAAUUUUUGUACAUACAAUGAUGAAUGGUUGGACUCUUUGUGAAAUAAGGUUUGUUUCUUCUUCCUAUGUAAGAUAAAUGAGUGGAAGAGUCUCCUUGAAAAUGAGGUCACAGAGAAAGUUUUAAGUUUGUAACUUGGUCAAUACUAAGCAGCGUAUAAUUCUGUAUGAUCUUGUAUAAAAUUAUGAAAAUAUCAUCAUACUUAAAAACAUUUACCUGAGUAUGUGAAACUGAAAUGAAAGAAGUGCAUAGUUUAUUUUUUAUCAUGUGAAUAAAAUAUAUUAGCAAUAAAUUUGUUAUACUUUAAAAAUGGUUUUAUUGCCUUUUUUGUUGCAUGUAAACAAAUCAGGUACUAUCCAAAACAGGAAAUUUUCUCAUUAUUUCUUGAACAGCUUUAUUAAAUUUAACACUUCAUUCCAUGUGAACAAAAACACGAGACUUCGCCAUUCCUGUUCCAACUUUGUGUUUUUGCAGCUGAAAGUAAUGGAAUGAGUCAAAGACAGAUGGAACUUCACAUCAUUCAAUCAUUGAUGUUGGUGGUGCUCUCUUUUCUCAAGCUCCUGUAAUCUGAAUGUAUUAGUCAGACAACGAACCGCCUGAGUCUUCGUCGAACGGAUAUCUCCUUCUUUUCCAUUUUCCUCUGCAUAGACAUUUUGUGAUAUCUGUGGCCGAUUGAGAAUUGGAACAUUGUUGCAAGUCACUUUCAGACCUGUAAACAUUAAUAACUGCUAGAAACAAAAA
Schistocerca gregaria is the source of this 4189-nucleotide messenger RNA. It is a transcript of the gene pygo, whose product is annotated as protein pygopus. NCBI's taxonomy places the organism in Eukaryota, Metazoa, Arthropoda, Insecta, Orthoptera, Acrididae. The record is from RefSeq and is a predicted model, not a curated record. The transcript has 7 exons. Bases 1468 to 3048 code for a protein of 526 amino acids.